GUGUGUGUGUGUAUGUGUGUGUUUGUUUGUGAUGGAGGAAACGUCUCUGGACUCGAGAUGCAGUUCAUCUUCUGGCCUGCGGCGGCGUCAACCUGCCUGAGCCUGGUGAGAAGCGGGAGGAAGGGGCAGAAGAAGAAGGUUUCCGGUGCGGCCUGUACUUCCGGCGGAGUGUUUCCGUGAAGGAGUUGAAGCAGUUUCUUGUUUGACUCUUUGAAUCUCUGAGUUGAACGUUAACGUGUCGUCAGGGUGACCGCGCGAGCCGCUCUGCUCUCAGGUGGUAUUUAAGAUGACGUCUGGCCUGGUGGCGCCCCCUGGAGGAGGAGAGCAGCUCUGCGUGUUCAUGCUGAGAGCCGAGGAGGAGGUGAGGAGGAGGGAGGUGGGCUGUCAGUGGGAGAGUCCAGAGAGGAGGGAGGUGGGUUGUCAGAGCGACGCCACCGAGAGGAGAGACGCUGCCGUCCAGGUGGACCUGCUGGACCAGCUCCGCCAUGCAGCGUCGCCUGCAAUGCUGCUGCAGUGUUUCUCAGUCCGACCUGACGGACCCGACGGUGGCGCUCUGCUGCAGUACUGCACCUCCAGCACCAGAACCAGAACCAGAACCAUCAAACCUGCUGCCAGGCUCUCCCCCAAACCCACCGAGUCCAGGACCCAGAGGAGACCGACCCCUCGCAGCUCCAACGCAACCAGGCGCCUUCCACCUAAACGUCGGGGCCGGGGCCGCCGUCGCCACCGCCACGUGUCACCUGACGCUGACCAUCAGGAAGAGGAGGGGGAGGAUGAUGAUGAGGAGGAGGGGGGGGAGGGGGAAGACGGCUCAGGUGACCCUAACUGGACUCCACCUGCAGACGUCCAUGCUCCCCCGUCGUCUCUGGACUCCAACCCCCAGCAUGCACCUGUGUGUGCAGUGAAGCUGAAGGCCGGCAGCAUCAUGUGCGACGUCUGUGGCAAAGUGAUGAAGAACAAGUCGAGUCUGGCGCGACACUCGUUCAUCCACACGGGGAAGAAGCCGUUCGCCUGCGACCUCUGCGACCUGCGCUUCAACCGCCGCGACAACCUGCAGCACCACGUGACGCGGCUGCACCCGCACGGCGUCGCCAAGCUGCAGAAGCAGCGCGAGCUGCAGGCAUGGCUCUGCGCUGCCUGCGGAAAAACCUUCAGCUGCAGGUCGCGGCUGAAGGCGCACGAGGUCGUCCACUCAGGGGUCAAACCUCACCGCUGCGACCUCUGCCCCAAAGCCUACAUGAGGACCAACGACCUCGAGCACCACAAGAAGAUUGUCCAUGCGGGCACCGAGCCGCAGCGGCCGAGUUCGCUGCUCUGCGACUUCUGCGGUAAAGAGUUUAAAUGCCGAUCGCAGCUGCUCAUCCACUUCCAGACUCACACCGGCGAGCGGCCUCAUCUCUGCGACAUCUGCGGACGCAAGUUCGCCCGACAGCAUCAGCUCAAACGACACAAGAUCCUGAUCCACACCAACCAGCUGAGCCACGAGGAGAACCCCUCGCCCGACUCGCCGUUCGCCUGUGGCGUCUGUGGGAAGCGACUCAAGUCCCAAGCUCUUCUCGCAGCUCACGCUCACAUCCACACCGCAGACAAGCCGCACCGCUGCGGCGUCUGUCUGCGCAGCUUCCAGCGUGCCACCUGCCUGAAGCAGCAUCACCUGCGCGUCCACCUGAAGGUCAAAAUGAACAACGCGCCACACGCUGCGGGCAGCAGGAGGAGCGCCGUGCAAGCCAGAGCAUUCCCGUGUCACAUCUGCAGUAAAGUUUUCAAAUUCAAGUCUCUGCUGGCGAGUCACUCGCUGAUCCACAGCGAGCUGCGACCGUAUGCCUGUGACUUCUGCAGCCGCAGCUUCAGACGCCUCAGUCACCUGAAGAGGCACCGCGAGGUUGUCCAUGCCAACGGAGCGCGGCCGCCGGCGAGUUUCGUCUGUCACAUCUGCGGCAAAGACAAGAAGUGUCGCUCGCAGCUCGACAGACACGUCAUCAUCCACACCGGCGAGCGGCCGUUCGCCUGCGACCUCUGCGCCGCUCGCUUCAACCGUCGCGGGAACCUGCAGCAGCACCGCAGGCGCAUGCACGGCAUGGGGCAGCCGUCGCCUGAGGAAGCCCCGCCCUUCCUGUUCGAUGAUGACAUGACGCCCGCGCUGACGUACAAACAGGAAGAGACAGUCGUGUCCGUCGAUGCUGAGCCAUUUCACACGGAGAUGCUCGACACCACCUGACGGCGUCUGAACUGAGCGCGCUCAGAAUGUCUCUGACUGACACGUGACCAGACAAAUAGGAAGUGACUCUAAUGAACCUAUGAUCAAUCUGACAAUCAGUGAUCGAUCAGUGAAUCGGUGAAGUUCAUAUUUCCUCCACAUCAUCGUUUCAUUAAACAAACAUCGACGCAGCUGAUUGGUUUAAAGUUUUAAUGACAUCACAAAGUUUGACGUGCUGAAGAAUCACACACACACACGCACACACAGACGUUUACAGUGUGUGUGUGUUGGGGGGGGGUCUCAUCAAUCACUCUGAUGAACUAUUUCUGUGGCAACAGGAACCAGAAGCUAAUUUAAAAUCCAAUUUAUAUUUAAUGAGUCAGAUUAAAGGAUUAAAUGUUACAUUUAAAAAAAAAACCUUGCCCACUAGCCCACAUUAAUACGUUGUAGUUUUAAAACUCAUCACUGUUGCUAUGGUUACAACUGGCAUCCACACAACACAAACAGAGACAAUCUACUUCCUGUUUACACUUUCUGGUCACGUGACGGAGACAAAACAUUCGAUUUAGAUUAAUAAUGAAAACGUGACAUUGUGGGCAGAGCCUCUGUCUCCAGCAGUGUAAGAUUGUGUUCAACAUGCUAGAGCUAAAGCUAACCACUAAGAACAAAAUAAAAUUAAUUUCUCAAUAAA
Messenger RNA from Scophthalmus maximus (turbot), 2888 nucleotides. RefSeq names its product endothelial zinc finger protein induced by tumor necrosis factor alpha-like. Gene Ontology annotation, biological process: regulation of transcription by RNA polymerase II. The transcript has 4 exons. Lineage: Eukaryota; Metazoa; Chordata; Actinopteri; Pleuronectiformes; Scophthalmidae. The record is from RefSeq and is a predicted model, not a curated record. Gene Ontology annotation, molecular function: DNA-binding transcription factor activity; RNA polymerase II cis-regulatory region sequence-specific DNA binding. Bases 287 to 2218 code for a protein of 643 amino acids.